AUGUAUCAUGCGGCCAAGUAUUGGCCACUUUCUGACAUUUGUAUGGACCGAAAUAGUACUAUUUUGGUUCAUAGCUGUAAGCCAUUGUAUCGUCUUGCAGUGGAAGCUGUCACAAAAAGCUAUGCCAAUAACCCACGAUGCCCGAAACACAGAACUGCAAUCGAGGAGUUGGCCCUGGGUACACGGUUAGACUUGCUAGCUGAAAUGUGUGACUAUCCUAGUUUGGUGGAAGUUCAGCUUGAGAUUGUUUCCGAUCCACUACUAGUUAGCGACUUUAUCAGACACCUGUCUGCUGAUCUAACUCCGCUGGUGCAAUGUUUUCAAUGGCUUGAAAGUGUAAAAAAAUCUGUUCCGAUCCAGCUGUUUCGUCAGUAUAAGAAACUAACUGAGGAGAAGUUCCGUACGGGAAGCUAUUCCCGUCUAGAUUACAAAUGUGGCUUACGGAUAGGAACAUUCCUGAUCGAAACUGGAUGGACCGUGGAAGCGAUCGGUAUACUUCGACUCGCCCAACAACAUACUCGCUUCGGUACGGCGGACGAACUUACUGUGCUGCGGCAGCUGAUGCGAGCUCAAACACUUUCCGGGAGGCUGAUCAACGCUAGCAAAACGUACGGACGUAUGCAAAGGAUGCUGAGCAGUGUGAUACGGCUUUCGAAAUUCACCCGUGGAAUUCCCGAGAAUGAAAGCAAACUACAGAGUUUGCAUGAUCUGCAGAUAGCUGUUUUCCAUUCGUUCGCGCUGUACCAUUUUGAAGCUCUAAACUUUGAUCUCAGCUACGAGUGUGGUAUGCAAUCGUUAAAAAGAAUCAAUAAACGAUCUCCGCCACGCCUAGUUAUUGAUGUUCUUCGGCAGCUUGUUCGCGCUUGUUUAGGACACCGAAUGUACUUCAAAGCUUCAUUCAUACUCAAACUAGCGAUCGGUUUAGUUGUACAACAAUACGGACGAGAAAGUGCACUGUAUGCGGAAACAUUGGAAGAUCUGGCCAUUCUGAUGCUUGCCUGCAAUCAGGUCAGUGAAAGUGUGGAAGUGUAUUCGGAAGCUCAGCACAUCUAUAUACAGUUGUACGGUUCUCGGAAUUUGUCGAUCUCGCAUGCUCAGGGCAAUCUAGCGUACGGGUUAUGUCUGCAGGCGUACGUUACUGGGCGUCGCGAAACCGCAAUGCUUCAUGUUGCGAAAUCUGUCGGAAACUAUAAGCGCAUCCUGGCGCCGGAUCAUCGUAUGCUGAUACAGGUUAUUCGGUUACGUGCUACAAUGGACUUGUUUACGUUCUCAAAUAGCGUUGAUAAGGGAAUUGAGGUGAUACUGUUUAACCAUAAGGAUAUUGAUCCGUUUUCAGUUAGGGAUAUCAGUGCUAAGUUACAGUUAAUUCAAUUAUGGGACAAUAAUUGCAAACAGCAUAGAAUACAAACAAAUAAAAAUAAAAUGUGA
Anopheles marshallii is the source of this 1428-nucleotide messenger RNA. RefSeq lists its product as uncharacterized. Gene Ontology annotation, molecular function: protein binding. The coding region runs from base 1 to 1428 and encodes 475 amino acids. The record is from RefSeq and is a predicted model, not a curated record. The transcript has a single exon. Gene Ontology annotation, biological process: intracellular protein transport. Lineage: Eukaryota; Metazoa; Arthropoda; Insecta; Diptera; Culicidae.